AUGCGAUGGCCGCCAUGGUCUUCUAAACCACAAGUCCCCGCAGACACCAAUGACGAACAACAAUACUCACUGCUCCCAUUCGCAUCUACAAACCGCAGCAACGAAAAGUCAAACUCAACACUUGACUGGUCUGCAUUCACAGAGCCGCGAACUCUCAUCCCAACAUUAGUUCUCACCUCCGCGAUUUUGGGCGCGGCGCGCUUCCACCGUUCCUACCUCCGCCGGUUCCCCGAUGCGCCGAGCAUCCCCACGUCGUAUUUCCGCAACAGAAGCAUCUUUGGCAAAGUGACGAGCGUUGGCGAUGGGGAUAAUUUCAGGUUGUUUCAUACGCCCGGCGGGAGGCUUGCCGGUUGGGGAUGGCUGCCCUGGAAGACGGUGCCAAAGGAGAAGAAGGAGUUGAGGGAUAAUACUGUUCAUAUCCGCCUAGCAGGUGUCGAUGCCCCUGAACGCGCGCAUUUCGGCCGCGCCGAACAGCCCUAUGCCCGGGAAGCACACGAAUGGCUGACGUCGUAUUUAAUCAACCGCCGCGUGCGCGUGUAUUUGCAUCGCCCAGACCAGUACCAGCGGGCUGUAGCGUCGGUGUAUGUGCGACGGGUCUUUGACUUCCCGAUUCCAUUUCGCCGUCGAGAUGUGUCAUAUGAGAUGCUCAGACGGGGGCUGGGAACUGUGUACGAAGCUAAGUUCGGUGCUGAAUUUGGUGGCGAUGCUACGGAGAGCAAAUAUAGGAGCGCCGAAUGGUGGGCGAAGCUGAAAGGGAAUGGAAUGUGGAAGGGGUUCCGCCGCAAUAAAGAGUUCGAAAGCCCGAGAGAGUAUAAGACCCGGGUUGGGUCAGAGGAGCAACCGAAUGACAAGAAUGGGAAGAAGUAG
Molecule: messenger RNA, 867 nt
Organism: Aspergillus puulaauensis
Lineage: Eukaryota; Fungi; Ascomycota; Eurotiomycetes; Eurotiales; Aspergillaceae
Gene: LCL3
Product: thermonuclease family protein
Exons: 2
Coding region: 1-867 (288 amino acids)
Cellular component (GO): mitochondrion; cytoplasm
Source: RefSeq, a predicted model, not a curated record